UUUCAUUUUCCUCUCAACAAUCUUGCUUCAUGUUUGUCCUGCUUCUCCCUUUUCUCUAGGUUGGUACAGAGGCUUUUCCACCAAGAAGCCAUCCAUCAAGGGUAUUUUUCCUGUCAGCUAUGUCCACUUAAAGAAAUCUACAGUGACAAAUAGAGGGCUGUGUGAGACAGUGGUGCCUCUGGAGGAUCCCAUCAUCACAGAGACCACCUCAACGCUGCAGGAAUGGGGCAUUCUGUGGAAGCAGCUCUAUGUGAAACACAAGGUGGAUCUGUUUCAUAAACUGCGCCAUGUGAUGAACGAGCUCAUCGACCUGCGUCGGCAGCUCAUCCAGGGCCACCUCGCUCAGGACCAGACUCGUGAGAUCAAGAGGCACAUCACCGUACGGCUGGACUGGGGAAACGAGCACCUCGGCCUCGACCUCGUUCCCAGAAAAGAGUUUGAAAUGGUGGAUCCGGAUCAGAUCAGCGUGUCGGAGUUAUACAAACUGCAUGUAUCCAGCAGACACUGUGGUCAGCAAAGCACAAACCAGGGUGACAGCAUGAGGCAGCGUCAUGGCGAUGGUUGUCGCAUCCCUGUGUCACACCACCUCUUCAUCAAUCUGAAGAGCUUCACCUACAACAGCAUCAGUGAAGACGCAGACGUCUUCUUCUCUCUAUAUGACUCUCGUGAAGCCAAACAAAUCAGUGAGAAGUUCAUGGUGAAACUGAAUAAAAAUGGAGGACCAAAGAAUCCAGAGAAAGUUGAUCGCCUUUGUGCACUCUUUACGGACCUAAGCAGUAAAGACUUGAAGAGAGACCUGUACAUUGUUGCACAUGUAAUAAGAACUGGUCGUAUGCUGCUGAAUGACUCAAAGAAAGGCCCCCCACACGUCCAGUAUAGACGACCUUAUGGAUGUGCCGUGCUUGCCAUGAGCGAUGUUUUCCACACCAUUACAGACCUCAAAGAGGAGAAGGACUUUGUACUCAAAGUUUACACCUGCAACAACGAAAAUGAGUGGUACCAGGUCCACGAGAACAUCAUCCGCAAGUCCAACACCAAGUACUCAGCUCCCAGCACCAAUUAUGGCCUCAUCAUUUCCCUGCAGCUGCUGCGAGGUGAGCUGGAGCAGAUCAGACGGGAGAACCAGGCUGUGUUCAACAGGGCGUUGGCGCUCACACGCAAACUGGGUUUCCCAGAUGUCAUCUUGCCAGGUGAUACACGCAAUGACCUGUAUCUGACCCUGGAACGAGGGGAGUUUGAGAGGGGUGGCAAGAGUGUCCAGAAGAACAUUGAAGUCACCCUGUAUGUUCUCUACGCUGACGGGGACACGCUCAAAGACUGCAUCAGUUUGGGCACCGGCGAGCCGAGCACCUCGGAGUAUCGCUCGUUCGUUCUUUACCACAACAACAGCCCUCGCUGGAGCGAGAUGGUCAAGCUGCCCAUCCCUAUCGACCGUUUCAGGGGGUCCCACCUUCGCUUUGAGUUCAGACACUGUUCAACUAAAGACAAAGGAGAGAAAAAGUUGUUUGGUUUUGCCUUCACUCCUCUGAUGAGAGAGGAUGGGACCACACUCUCAGACGAGGUCCAUGAGCUGUAUGUGUACAAGUGUGAUGAAAAUGCCACAUUCAGCAACCAGGGGCUGUACCUGAGCCUCCCCUGCUGCAAGGAGGACUUCAACAGCUGCCCCAACCUGCCAGCCAACCUGCCUUUCCAGAGGAGCCCUAAAGAAACAUUCUGGGUCUCCACCAUCCUCUGCUCCACAAAACUCACUCAGAACGUGGACCUCCUGGCCCUCCUGAACUGGAAGGCCCAUCCGGACAGGGUGUUGGACAUCCUCGGUCGACUGCGACAGAUCAGCGGAGAGGAGAUUGUGAAGUUCCUGAGAGAUGUCCUGGAUACACUUUUCUGUCUUUUAGAUGACAACACGGACAAAUACGGACCGCUCGUUUUCCAGUCUCUGGUGUUCAUCAUUAACCUGCUCAGGGACAGCCGGUUCUACCACUUCAGACCAGUAAUAGACUCCUACAUCCAAAACCACUUUGCCGGCGCUUUGGCGUACAAAGAGUUGAUUCGAUGCCUGAAGUGGUACAUGGACCGCUCGGCUGAGGUAGUCCGGCAGGACCACAUACAGGAAGCGAUGAGGGCACUGGAGUACCUGUUCAAGUUCAUAGUCCAGUCUCGCAUCCUGUACUCGAGGGCCACCUGUGGGAUGGAGGAGGAGCAGUUCAGGGCCAGCAUCCAGGAGCUUUUCCAGUCAAUCCGCUUUGUCCUGAGUCUGGACAGCCGCAGCUCAGAGAAUCUUGUCUUCACACAGGCUGCACUGUUGAACAGUUUUCCAGACAUCUUCGAUGAGCUGCUGCAGAUGUUCACCGUUCAGGAGGUAGCUGAAUAUGUCAGGGGCACACUAGGGAGCAUGCCCAGCACAGUGGACAUUGGUCAGUCCAUGGACGUGGUCAAACUUCAGUCGAUUGCUCGUACAGUUGAAAGCCGACUCUUCUUCUUUCCUGAGUCCCGGAGUAUUCUGCUGCCAGUCGUCCUGCAUCACAUCCAUCUACAUCUGCGCCAGCAGAGGGAGCUGCUCAUUUGUUCUGGGAUCCUGAGCAGCAUCUUUUCAAUAAUCAAGACCAGCUCCAUGGAGUCCUCUGUUCAAGAAGAAGUGGAAAUGAUGGUGGAGAGCCUUCUGGAUGUGCUGUUGCAGACUCUGCUGUCCAUCAUGAGCAAAUCUCAUUCUGUGGAGACAUCCAGAGGACAACGCUGUCCCCAGUGCACCGCGGAGAUAACGGGGGAGUACGUUUCCUGCCUCCUUUCUCUCCUCAGACAGAUGACAGAGAUCCACUUCCACCACCUUCUCAACAGUUUCCAUAGCAAGGAGGAACUAAAGGAGUUUCUGUUGAAGAUUUUCUGUGUUUUUCGAAACCUGAUGAAGCUGACUAUCUUCCCCAGAGACUGGAGCGUCAUGCGUCUCCUAACCAGCCACGUCAUCGUAGUGACGACUCAGUUUCUGUCUCCGGCGCUGCACAAAAACUUCUCCGAGGGAGAUUUUGAUUUCAAGGUGUGGAACUCCUUUUUCAGCCUCACUGUCCUCUACAUCAACCAGCCCAGUCUGCAGCUGGAAGCACUCCCUCCUGCCAAGAGAAAGAAAACCCUGGACAAGCAUGGGGAUUUGAGAGUAAUAAUGGCAUAUGAGCUCUUCAGCAUGUGGCAGAAAUUAGGUGACAACAAGCCACACUUCAUCCCAGGAAUGAUGGGACCCUUCCUUGGUGUCACCUUAGUUCCUCAGACCGAGGUCCGGAAUAUUAUGAUCCCAAUUUUUCAUGAUAUGAUGGACUGGGAGCAAAGGAAAAAUGGGAAUUUCAAACAAGUGGAGGCAGAGCUGAUGGAUAAGCUGGACAGCAUGGUGUCGGAUGGGAAAGGCGAUGACAACCACAGAGAGCUCUUCAGCUUGUUAACACAGCUGUUUGGUCCUUAUCCAAGCUUGCUGGAGAAGAUUGAGCAGGAGACAUGGAGGGAAACUGGCAUCUCAUUUGUGACAUCAGUCACAAGACUUGUUGAGAGAAUACUUGAUUACAGGGACUGCAUGAAAGGGGACGAGAUGGAGAACAAGAAGAUCAGCGGUUCAGUCAACCUUAUGAACUUCUACAAAUCAGAGGUGAACAAGGAGGACAUGUACAUCCGCUACAUCCACAAACUAAGUGACCUGCAUCUUCAGGCAGAGGAUUUCACAGAGGCAGCGUUCACUCUGCUGCUGUACUGGGAGCUGCUGCAGUGGGAGGACCGGCCUCUGAGGGAUUUUCUCCACUACCCCUGUCAGAGCGAGUGGCAACGCAAAGAAAACCUGAGUCGUAAAAUCCUUCACUACUUCAACAAGGGAAAGUGCUGGGAAUAUGGGAUCUCUCUCUGCCGGGAGCUGGCUUUCCAGUAUGAGACUUUAUAUGAUUAUCAGAGUCUCAGCUGGAUACGGAAAAUGGAGGCAGCGUAUUAUGACAACAUCAUCGAACAGCAGAGGAUCGAGCCGGAGUUCUUUAAGAUGGGCUUCUAUGGGAGGAAGUUUCCUUUCUUCCUCAGGAAUAAGGAGUUUGUCUGCCGCGGUUACGACUACGAACGGCUCGAGGAUUUCCAGCAGAGGAUGCUGGGAGAAUUUCCACAAGCCAUUGCAAUGCAGCACACAAACCAGCCUGAUGACACCAUCCUGCAGAGCGACGCCCAGUACUUGCAGAUCUACGCAGUGACUCCAGUUUCAGACAUCUCUGAUGUGCCUCAGCUGGAGCGUGUGCCUGAGAGGAUCAAGAGUUUCUACCGCAUAAACAAUGUCAGCCGCUUCCACCAUGACAGGCCUUUCCACAAGGGGCCUAAGGACCGGGAGAAUGAGUUCAGGAGUCUGUGGAUCGAGAGAACAACCCUGAUUCUGGCUCGUCCUCUCCCUGGGAUCGCCCGCUGGGCAGAGGUGGAGAGGAGAGAACUGGUGGAGGUGAGCCCACUCGAGAACGCCAUUUACGUUGUGGAGAACAAGACCCAGGAGCUGCGGACUUUGAUCAGCCAGUACCAACACAGGCAGCAUCACGGCAACAUCAACCCGCUCAGCAUGUGUCUCAACGGCGUCAUAGAUGCUGCUGUGAACGGCGGCAUCGCCAGAUAUCAGGAGGCCUUCUUCGAUAAAGACUACAUCAGCAGUCACCCCGAGGACACAGAGCGAAUCACGCAUCUGAAGGAUCUCAUGCAGGAGCUGGUGCAUAUUCUUGGAGUGGGGCUGGCUGUUCAUGAGAAACUGGUGCAUCCAGAAAUGCGUCCUCUGCACAAAAAGCUUGUGGACCAGUUCCACAUGAUGAGGACAGGCUUACACCAUUGUGUGCCCGGCAUGGAUCGAUUCGGCCCCGCUGGCUGCCCAGGGGUCAAUUCUCCCAGAGGCAUCCUCUCCUCGCACAACCACAUGAGCCCUGAGAGCGUCCGGCUGAUGCACAGACACAGCCCUCUGAAUUUGCAAGGCUCCAUCCGACACUCGUCGUCCUCCCUGUCCUCUCACACGUCGAGCGAGGCAGGAAACCUGGUCAUCAUGACUGACGGCCUGAUGGGGGAGCACCCAGAAGAGGCCAUGCACAUGCAGCCGAGCCCGUCGUCUUCUAGUUUGAGUUCAAUCCGCUCCAACUCCUCCCAGAUUAUAAACUCCGCUCCAUCAAGUGCCAGAGGCUCUCCGUCUCUGCCCGAUAAGUCCAAACACAACCGAGAAGUGAUGAUGCUUCUGCCGUCUCACCGUGAGAGGGCCAACAACUCCAUGUAUUACAACGUGGCAGAGAACGGACAGCAGCAGAAUAACCACAUGCAGCGUGCCUUACUUCAGCAAGUUAGCCCCUGUAAGCCUUGUGCUGAUCCUCACAUGAAUCUCCCAGAGAAAGUGUUUUCCAAUGCUUCCAGCAACUGGAGUCUGGAUGGAGAGAACCGGGAGCAGAUGAACUACGUCCCGGCUUCUACCGGAGGAGUGAUCAUGCCCCCUGUUCCUCCCAGAUCCUUCCCAUCAGGACAUUUCAUGAUGCACUGUGAUGCAUUUCACCACCAAAGCACGGAUCCUCCUCCGGCUUUGCCAGUUCGAUCUCUCCGAAAGUCUCCUCUCCACCCUAUCCCCGGCUCCCCCACUAGCCCUCAGUCAGCUUUAGGUGGAAGUAACUCCACACUGUCAGGCAGCGCCAGCAGCGGCGUUUCGUCUCUCAGCGAGAGCAACUUCGGCGGCCAGUAUCCCGAUCCUGGUCCCAUCAGGAACGACGCCUUGGAACCGCUUCCCAGCCAUCUGUGGUCCCCCCCUGAUGAGUACAUGCCUUCUCCCUACCUGCACAUCCACUACGGUGGCACAGAAAUUGACUCCAUUGACCCCGUUCGACCUUUCCAUUACCGCAACCCGGCUUCACACCCACACGGCCACCCACACCCGCACAGUCACCCGCACUCCCACCCUGGGCUUGAGAGCCACUCCCACGGCCCCUCCCAGCACCACCACGUUCCCCCUCACGUUCCCCAUCACAUCCCCUACCGCAGGCCUCAGCCUCCAGCCGUGCCGCCCAAACCCUACCUGAGAGAGGGCUGCAUCCCCGAGGAGGAGCUGACGCCUCAGCCCAUCCCCCUUCCCCGCAGGAUCUUCCACUCCCCCCACGGCCACAGGGAGGACCCAGGAAAACAUCCUUGGGAGCAGUGCAUCAGCGAGGAGCACGAGGAGAACCAAUGAGGGGGCGGCUCCAAUCAGAGCGAUCUUGUCUUUAUCUCUUCAUCUGCACUGAGCCAUGACAAGCAGUACCAGAGCGUCUCGUGUGAAGCAUGUGUGUGUUCCGGGUCGAUCCCCCAUCACCGUGUAUUUUAUCGCCAGUGCACAUGAAGGGAUGAGAAGGAGUGAAACUCCACCGAGCUGCAGCCCGAGGCACAAACUACCUUCGCCGCUCCACAGGGCCUCCUAGGCGGGAUUCAAAGAAGAAUC
Poecilia latipinna (sailfin molly) is the source of this 6436-nucleotide messenger RNA. RefSeq names its product dedicator of cytokinesis protein 3-like. Gene Ontology annotation, molecular function: small GTPase binding; guanyl-nucleotide exchange factor activity. The transcript is spliced from 52 exons. The annotation marks the transcript as partial. The record is from RefSeq and is a predicted model, not a curated record. Gene Ontology annotation, biological process: small GTPase-mediated signal transduction. Gene Ontology annotation, cellular component: cytoplasm; plasma membrane. NCBI's taxonomy places the organism in Eukaryota, Metazoa, Chordata, Actinopteri, Cyprinodontiformes, Poeciliidae.